Ctenopharyngodon idella (grass carp) is the source of this 1217-nucleotide messenger RNA. It is a transcript of the gene rpf2, whose product is annotated as ribosome production factor 2 homolog. Gene Ontology annotation, molecular function: rRNA binding. Bases 112 to 1035 code for a protein of 307 amino acids. Gene Ontology annotation, biological process: maturation of LSU-rRNA from tricistronic rRNA transcript (SSU-rRNA, 5.8S rRNA, LSU-rRNA); ribosomal large subunit assembly. Lineage: Eukaryota; Metazoa; Chordata; Actinopteri; Cypriniformes; Xenocyprididae. The transcript is spliced from 10 exons. Gene Ontology annotation, cellular component: nucleolus. The record is from RefSeq and is a predicted model, not a curated record.
GCACGAUAGAGACCUGUAUUUUGAAACUUCCGGCUUCACCGGAAGUUGAUAUUGUUUCGCUCCUGGCUUCGCAGUUUCACGUGUUCCCAUCACUGCAGACAGAGUUAAAUCAUGACACAUUCAGACGGGAUCGUUAAACCCAAGACGAAGCGCUCCAAGCGCUUCCUGCAAAGUCGAGAGCCCAAACUGAUCGAGAACCUGAAGAACAGCAUGAUCAUUAAAGGAGGAAACACCAGCGAGACUCUCUCUCAGGCCCUGAAGGACGUGUACGCGCUGAAGAAACCCAAUGCUGUGCUGUACAAGAAGAAGAACAUGGUGCGGCCCUUCGAGGACUCCACGGCUCUGGAAUUCUUCUCCAAGAAAUCAGACUGUUCCAUGUUUCUGUUCGGCUCACACAACAAGAAGAGACCCAACAACCUCAUAUUUGGACGCAUGUUUGACUUCCACGUGCUGGACAUGUUUGAGCUGGGCAUCGAGAAGUUUGUGUCUCUGAAAAACGUGAAGAAGGACACGUGUCCCGUGGGCACCAAACCCAUGCUGGUGUUUGCUGGAGAGCUCUUUGACAUGGAUCGUGAGCAUCAGCGCUUGAAGAACGUGCUGACAGAUUUCUUCUGUGGACCCCGAGUGUCUGCGGUGCGUCUGGCCGGACUGGAGCACGUGCUUCACUUCACGGCGCUGGAGGGAAAGAUCUACAUGCGCAGCUACAGAGUGUUGCUGAAGAAGUCCGGCUGCCGGACGCCCCGGAUCGAGCUGGAGGAAAUGGGACCUUCCUUUGACUUUGUCAUGAGGAGAAGUCACAUGGCCUCAGACGACCUGUACAGAACCGCUCACAAAAAGCCCAAAGGAGUGAAGCCCAAGAAGAAGAAGAACAUUUCCCAUGAUGUCUUCGGCACCAGGUUUGGCCGCUUACACAUGCAGAAGCAGGACCUGGACAAACUACAGACACGCAAGAUGAAGGGCCUGAGGAAGAGGAGAGGAGAGGAGCCGGCAGAGAGCGCGUCACCCAAAACACCCCGAACAGAGAGUGACGUCUGAGACACUGACAGGACUGAGUUUGAUACGAGACUUCAGACGCUUCACAGACUUUCUCUACGAGACCGUGUUUGCGUAGCAUCAGUCUGCGUCAAACGGUCGAUCCUCCCGCACAAACACAAUCACAUGACCGCUUCAACAGGAAAUAUAAUGGAAAUGUGAUGCAAUAAACAGAUUUCUCCAGA